Molecule: messenger RNA, 2172 nt
Organism: Acanthosepion pharaonis
Lineage: Eukaryota; Metazoa; Mollusca; Cephalopoda; Sepiida; Sepiidae
Source: the annotation of a GenBank genome assembly
AUGUUGCGAACUUCUAUAACCAAUUCCUUUUAUAUCUAUCUAUCUAUCUAUCUAUCUAUCUAUCUAUCUAUCUAUCUAUAUAAAUUUUAUUUUUUCAAUACAUUCCAACUUGUUUUAAUUUCCUUUCUGACAUUUUUCGUUUGCUUCAUUCUUUUUCUUCUCUUUUUUCUUUUUAUAAUACUUUUUUCUUUAUUUUUUUCUUUUUUUUUCUUUCUUUUUCUUUCUUUCUUUCUUUCUUUCUUUAUUUCUUUCUUUUUUCUUUCUUUCUUUCUUUCUUUCUUUAUUUCUUUCUUUUUUCUUUCUUUCUUUCUUUCUUUCUUUAUUUCUGUCUUUCUUUCUUUCUGUCUUUCUUACACGGGUCCUUUUUCUAUCUAUAUAUUUAUCUAUUUUUUAUUCUUUCUUUCUUUCUUUCUUUAUUUCUGUCUUUCUGUCUUUCUUUCUUUAUUUCUGUCUUUCUUUCUUUAUUUAUUUAUUUCUUUCUUUCUUUCUUUAUUUCUGUCUGUCUUUCUUUCUUUCUUUCUUUCUUUAUUUCUGUCUUUCUUUCUUUAUUUAUUUAUUUAUUCCUGUCUUUCUUUCUUUCUUUCUUUCUUUCUUUAUUUCUGUCUUUCUUUCUUUCUUUCUUACACGGGUCCUUUUUCUAUCUAUCUAUUUAUCUAUUUUUUAUUCUUUCUUUCGUUCAUUCUUUCUUUCUUGUUUUUUAUUUAUUUUUCUUUCUUUUUUUUUUUUUUCUGUCACUUUUCCUUUCUUCUUUCCUUUUUUUUUUUUUUUUUUUUUUUAUAUCUCUUUCGCUUUAAUCUUUUCUUUUUUUCUUUCUUUUCUUUCUUUUCUUUUUUUUCUUUCUUUCUAGGGUUUUCCGUAUUUAUUUUUCUUUCUUUCUUUUCUUUUUUUCUGUCACUUUUCCUUUCUUCCAAACUCCUUUUUUUUCUUUUCUUUCUAUAUCUCUUUCGCUUUAAUCUUUCUUUCUUUUCUUUCUUUCUUUCUUUCUUUCUUUCUUUCUUUCGUUUUCCGUAUUUAUUUUUCUCUUCUUUUCUUUUUUCUGUCACUUUUCCUUUCUUCCAAACUCCUUUUUUCUUUUCUUUCUAUAUCUCUUUCGCUUUAAUCUUUCUUUUUUCUUUAUUUAUUUAUUUAUUUAUUUAUUUAUUUAUUUAUUUUUCUUUCUUUCUUUCUUUUCUUUCUUUCUUUCUUUCUUUCUUUCUUUCUUUUCUUUUCUUUCUUUCUUUCUUUCUUUCGUGUUCCGUAUUUAUUUUUCUCUUCUUUUCUUUUUUCUGUCACUUUUCCUUUCUUCCAAACUCCUUUUUUCUUUUCUUUCUAUAUCUCUUUCGCUUAAAUCUUUCUUUCCUUCUUUCUUACUUUUCCUUUCUUUCUUUUUAUUUGUUUGUUUGUUUGUUUGAUUCUUUCUUUCUUUCUUUCUUUCUUUCUUUCUUCUUCUUUAUUUUCUUUCUUUCUUUCUUUCUUUCUUUCUUUCUUUCUUUCUUUCUUUCUUUCUUUGAACAUUUUUUCUCUUUGUUUGUUUCUUUCCCUUUUCGUUCGUUUCUUUUUCAUUUCAGUUUUCUACUUUCGUAUCUUCCUUCAUUCCUUCCUUAUUUCUUUCUUUCACAUGCUAGUUUCUUUCUUGGUUCCCUUCAUUAUUUUUCUUCGAUUAAUUUUUCAUUUCAUCGUUCAGUUUUCUUCCUUUCUUUAGUUCAUCCUUUCUUUCUUUCAGCCUUUCUUUCUUUCUUUCAGCCUUUCUUUCUUUCAGCCUUUCUUUCAGCCUUUCGGCAUUUCCUCUCUUUUUUUAUUUCCUUUCUUUCAGCUUUUUCGUUCCUUUCUGUUCCGCUUUUGCCAUUCCAUUUUUCUUUUCAAUUUUUCUUCAUUUACUUAUUUCCGUUUUCCUUCUUUUGUUAUUUUUUUUCCAGUUUCUACUCUUCCAUCUUUAUUCAUUUUCUUUCCUUUUUUCUUUCAUUCUUUUUCUGUUUAUCAUGUUCGUAUCUUCUUUCAUUUCUUUCAUUCCUCCUUGUUCGUUAUUGUGUUUGUAUAUAUUUCACACUUCCGUCUUUUAUUUCUCUCACCCUUUUUUCUUUUCCUUCAUUAGUCAUUCAUUUUUUUUUACUCUCUUUCUGCUUCUUUCAUUCACUUUACUUCAUUUACUCUAUCACUUUUUCUUUCUUUCUUGUUUUAUUUCUUUUACAGUAG